AUGGCUGACGGGAAUAUCAGAUACGAACACAACACUAAUGCUUCUCUGUCGACGAUCGAAGGCCCUUCGCAACAGCCGACGCUCUUAAACCUGUUCAAUCCACCUAUAGCCAGCGCGACUCCGUACUCCGCCGACGGCGGCUUCUACCACCCAGCCGCCUCUCACGUCUUCCCCACUCUGGACGUCAGGCCUCGCCUGGGCUCAAAUACCUCUUCGACGGGCAUGGCACAUGCCCACCGCUCCACAGCAUUACCGCAUCCUGGCACACACAUCACCACUCGAGACCAGUACUCUCCGGCGACGCCAUCUUACAGGAGGGCGUCGGAGCACCAGCCCAGGUCUCCAUCGUAUCCAACUGCUCUACGACGCCAUCCGAUAUCUCCAACUUCUAGCCCCAUCACCGGUUUCACCGCACCCGCUGCCCUGAGAAUGGAUCCCGGCCAUUACCCUUCGUCCUCCUCCAGGACACAGACGAGCGUGCCUCCGCUGAGCCCCAUCACGAACCUCGGCAUCCUUCAAUACACGGACGGCAUGCAAGUCAAGCUUGACAUCCACGGCAACAUCGACAAGGGCUUCUUCCAGUCCGAUGGCGAUUGGACGUGCUACAGGAGGAACUACUUCUCCUGCAUUUGCUCCUUUGGACUGACCCCACACUAUCCCGGCCAGGCUCUGCAAUUCACGCAGCAAGGCUCAACGCAGCCAUACUCGGUCUUGGGCUUUGCCAUGUCCAUCUCGGCAGUCGUCGCGGAGAACGAUUCCCACACGAUCGAACUGGUCCAGCACACGCCCAAGAGGGACAAGGGCCCGGUCGAGAAGCCUGGGAAGGUGCGCCUUCACCCGAAGCAUCCUCAGAUGUCACAUCCAAUGGGUCUCUACCAUGGCGACAGUGUGCUUGGAGGGCCGUCAAGGAUUGGGUUCCCAGACGGCGGGGGCUACGGCGGUCAGCAGAGCGGCGACUCUUACCAGACGGAGCACACGUUUGAGCGUAUCCAAUUCAAACAGGCGACAGCGAACAACGGAAAGAGACGGGCCGCACAGCAGUACUACCACCUGCUGAUUGAGCUCUGGGCGGACGUCGGGUCACAGGGCCCGAACAACUUCAUACGGAUCGCGUACCGGAAGUCAGCCAAGAUGAUUGUGCGCGGCCGUUCCCCGGGGCACUACCAGAGCGAGAGGCGUGCCAGCACCAGUAGCGGGCCAGGGGGGUCUGGAGGCAGCUUCACGGGGUACCCGAACAGCUCCAUCAUCGGGUCCGACUUUGGGCCCGCGGGUGCCAUGGUGGGAGGAGGCUACGCGGCCGGGUUCGAUACCCGCGGAAGCGCUCAUUAUGGGUCAACUCGUCACCACCCCGAGCUGGAGCACAUGCUACCUCCCGAAGACGCCAAAGCCAUCGACACGACAAAGGAAUACCAGUAUUACCCCGGCACGAUGUAUGACGGGGCGGACUCGAGAGGAGUGGAAAUGUUCGCCCACCACCGGCAUGGGCAAGACAACAUGGUGCCGCAUGUCGGUUCAAACUACGAUCCACUCCACAAUAGAGUCAAGCGCGACCCCGAGAUACUGCCAAGCAUCUUUCAGCCUGGAGCGCUCAUGUCGACUCAAAGAUGUGGUCCUUUCGAGGGCAAGUCUACGUCUAGUGGAUACUAUCCAACCAUGGUACCACAGUCCGGAGCCAACGUCUCGAAUAUGACGUGA
Messenger RNA from Colletotrichum spaethianum, 1695 nucleotides. RefSeq names its product meiosis-specific transcription factor NDT80. Lineage: Eukaryota; Fungi; Ascomycota; Sordariomycetes; Glomerellales; Glomerellaceae. Bases 1 to 1695 code for a protein of 564 amino acids. The transcript is spliced from 2 exons. Gene Ontology annotation, cellular component: nuclear chromosome. Gene Ontology annotation, molecular function: DNA binding; DNA-binding transcription factor activity. The record is from RefSeq and is a predicted model, not a curated record. Gene Ontology annotation, biological process: meiotic cell cycle; positive regulation of transcription by RNA polymerase II.